GAAAUUCAUAACCUCUAAAACCGCCUGAAUUCUCACACACAAUAUUUUAAAAAAUUAACAAUUUUUCGGUGUAAAAAUUAUAUUUUGAGUUUAAGUAGGAAAUAUUAUUUUAAUUGUGAAGUAAUGGGUAAACGUAAAAGUGAAAUUGAAGGCAAUACACCUAAAAAAAUUAAACCUCAUUGGGCAAUGGGGCUUAUGGACGCGAUGAAGGAUCCAAAAAAUAUAGUUAAAUCCGAUGAUUUAGUUACAGUAAUAAAAGACGCCUAUCCCAAAGCAGAAUUUCACUAUUUAGUCAUUCCUAAAGAGGAUAUUAGCAAUUUAAAAGCUUUGAAUAAGGAUCACGUUGAACUAUUGAAACAUAUCGAAAACAUUGCUCAAGAGGUAGCAAGCUUGGAAGAACAUAAGAACAAAAUUUUCAAAUUCGGUUAUCAUGCAGAACCUAGUAUGGCCCACCUGCAUUUGCACGUUAUAAGUGAUGAUAUGAAUUCCUCUUGUGUAAAAACGAAAAAACAUUGGAAUUCUUUUAAUACGCCAUUCUUCCUCAACCCCCAAGAUGUUAGAGAAAGUUUGGAAACAGAUGGUAAAGUUUCGUUGCCCACUCCACAGCAGUGCAAAGAUUAUAUUAACACACCACUUCAUUGUCAUAAAUGCAAGUACGAACCUAAACAUAUGCCCGAUUUAAAGAAGCACAUUUUAACACAUUUGUAAUAAGC
This is a messenger RNA of Phyllotreta striolata, 713 nucleotides long. NCBI's taxonomy places the organism in Eukaryota, Metazoa, Arthropoda, Insecta, Coleoptera, Chrysomelidae. The record is from the annotation of a GenBank genome assembly.